Phialemonium atrogriseum is the source of this 2331-nucleotide messenger RNA. RefSeq names its product glutamyl-tRNA amidotransferase. Gene Ontology annotation, molecular function: glutaminyl-tRNA synthase (glutamine-hydrolyzing) activity. Gene Ontology annotation, biological process: mitochondrial translation; glutaminyl-tRNAGln biosynthesis via transamidation. Gene Ontology annotation, cellular component: mitochondrion; glutamyl-tRNA(Gln) amidotransferase complex. The transcript is spliced from 6 exons. The record is from RefSeq and is a predicted model, not a curated record. Bases 1 to 2331 code for a protein of 776 amino acids. Lineage: Eukaryota; Fungi; Ascomycota; Sordariomycetes; Cephalothecales; Cephalothecaceae.
AUGCCGUUCGGAAAUUUGGUAUUGACUGCACUCGCAUCUCAUUCAAUCAACGGAGAACACAGCACGGACGCAAUGUCGUCAAAGCUCAUCCCGGACAACCCCUCGGAUGUGAUGGUCAUUCGUCAUAUCACGCCGAAUGUCGUCACCCUAUCAGUACCCUUCCUGCGGUUCGGGAGGCUGAAGAUUGGCGGCCGGGGGACGAUCGUCAAACUUACCUCGGGCGCAUUGGCCGUCUUCUCGCCUGUAGCCCUGACCCCCGAGGUUAAGGCCACGUUGGCCGACCUGGGCGGCAACCUGCAGUUCAUCGUAGCCACCGACGCGGAGCACCAUAUCUUCAUCUCGGACUGGGCAAGGGAGUUCCCCGAGGCCAAGAUCAUCGGGCCCGAGGGCCUGCCCGAGAAGCGGCUCAAGGCCCAGGACCCCAAGAUUGGCAAGGAGAAGUUCUUCGCCGUCUUUGAGGCCAAGACGAAGCGCGAGACCAGGAUCACGAAGGAGUUUGACCGGGAUUUUGAGUACGAGUACGUCGACGCCCACCCGAACAAGGAGCUCGUCUUCUUCUACAAGCCGGACAGGGUCCUCAUCGAGGCGGACCUGAUGUUCAACUUGCCGCCCACGGAGCAGUAUUCGCGUGUCCCGGAGGAGGGGAGGAAGGACGGCGCGCUGGGGAAGUUGUUCUCCAGCUUCCAGUCGACCGAGGGCGCGGCCAAGGGCCAAAAGCGGUUUAUCUGGCAUGCGUUGAGUCGGUCGGAUCGUUCCGGUUUCAACGACAGUGUCCAGAGGAUCCAUGGUUGGGACUUCACGACCAUCAUUCCCUGCCAUGGAGACUCUAUUGAAGCCCCAUACAUCCCGUCGCCAACGCUACAUCGACGGCUGCUGAACCAUUUCAUCUCGAGAGCUCCCUCCCCCGAGAAUGCCCCGCACCCGCCCCGAUUCACCCUAGCCGUCAAAGACAACAUCGCCACCACCGACCCGGCCCUCCCGACGACAUGCGCGUCCGCCAUCCUCGCGGGCCACCGUAGCCCCUUCGAGGCGACGGUGGUGACCCAGCUGCGCGCCCGCGGCGCCGUCCUGGUCGGCAAGACCAACCUCGACGAGUUCGGCAUGGGCAGCCACUCGACGAACUCGGCGGCGGGGCCCGUCGGCGUCGGCAGCGGUCCGUGGUCGGCGGGGGGCAGCUCGGGGGGCAGCGCCGUGGCCGUGGCGCAGGGCGAGGCGGACGUCGCGCUGGGCACAGACACGGGCGGCUCGGUCAGGCUGCCGGCCGCGUACGUCGGCGUCGUGGGCUUCAAGCCGUCGUACGGCAUGGUCUCGCGCCACGGCAUCGUGCCCUACGCGAACUCGCUCGACACCGUGGGCUUGCUGGCCAGGGAGGUGCGGACCAUUGCGGACCUGGUCGUCGGUGGAGGGUUGUGUGCGGAACACGAUCCCAGGGACCCGACUUCGCUUUCAGCGGCCGCCCGGAAGAGAUGUGCCGCUGCCAGGGAGGGCUACUGCGUCGGCGAGAAGGCGCGACGGUCCCUCGCCGGCGUCAAGUUCGGCCUGCCGCUGGAGUACAACAUCGAAGAGCUGGAGCCCUGCAUCCGGGACGCGUGGUCGCGCACGGCGAAGGCGCUGCAGGGCCUGGGCGCGCGCGUCGUCCCCGUCUCCCUGCCGUCGACCCGCCACGCGCUGUCGGCCUACUACGUGAUCGCGCCGGCCGAGGCGUCCUCCAACCUCGCCAAGUACGACGGCGUGCGGUACGGCAGGAGGAACGACGACGACGGCGCCACCGAGAGUGACGCCGCCGGCGACGGCGGGGUCCUGUACUCGCGGACGCGCGGCCGCGGGUUCGGCGACGAGGUCAGGCGCCGCAUCCUCCUGGGCUCGUACACGCUGAGCUCGGAGGCCAUGGACAACUACUUCAUCCAGGCGCAGCGGGUGCGCCGGCUGGUGAGGCGCGACUUCGACCGCGUGUUCGCGCUGCACAACCCCUUGCUCGAGCCCGAGACGUUCGACCUCAGCGAUCUCGGGGAAGACGUGGUGCUCGAGGACAAGCUCGGCCCCGCCGAGGUGGACUUCCUGCUGUGCCCCACUGCGCCGACGCUGCCGCCCAAGCUGGGGGACGUCAUGAAGCAGACCCCCGUCGACGCCUACAUGAACGACGUCUUCACCGUCCCUGCAAGCCUCGCCGGGUUGCCUGCCAUCAGUAUCCCGGUCCCCAUUACUUCGAGCACAGAGGCCGCCGAAGAGGGCCGCCCGAGCUACGCUGGGUUGCAGCUCAUCGGCCAGUACUGGGACGAUGCUCGGUUACUUGCCGUGGCUGAGGCCGUUUUGGACACUGCCGUGGCCUGA